CACCAACCACUGUGCCACAGUCAUCUUGUCGACGGGAUGUUAGUUGUAUGCCAGAGGUGCUGUACUACAAAUUGGAGUAAAACAAUGUGUGUGUGCAAAGCAGCACGACGGAAUGGUAAUGUGAGAUGCGAGACAUGAAUUCUAGAUGAAUAUACGGGACAUAUAUGCCGAAUAUACGGGUCUACAUUUUUAGAUCUCUUUGUCCGUUCUUUUUUAUUUGUGGCAACGUAAGAGCGACAUGUCCGAUCCGGAGUGGGACACUCACUUGCGACCUCUCCGUACAGUCUUGACGAACGGGCUUCGAGUAAGCGGUGCGCUACUGGAUCUUCUAGUGCAGACGAGAGUGUUGGACAACGAAGAGAGAUCGAUAGUAGACAGAGUGUAUCCUAAUACUGAAGAGGAGAAAGUGCGCCAAAUGCUAGAGUUACUGCAGAGAAAACCAGCAGGCACGUUUGACAAGUUUUGUUCUGUACUGGAAGACUCGAGUAUUGGACGUGAAAAACUAGCCAAAAGGCUGAGAUCAGGAGAAGGCGAAGACGAAGUGGAUGCCAAAAUGGAAGAAACGUCAAAUGGUGACAACAUUGCAAGUGACAAAAACCACGAUGUGCGAGGACAGAGACCUGUGGUGCUCAAUUUAGUGGUUCUGCUCUCUGUUAGCGCUGUGGUGGUUGUCCUUGCAAUAGUCCUAUCCAAAAUUAUAUACCCAACAGAUCAUGAACCUACUCCAAUUCGUGAAAAAGCAGCAGUACCGUUAGCUACGGACUCAGACAAUGACCAAGUUACAUUUGUUGAACUUAGAAAGGAACACGCCCAUUUUUUCUGUAAAAGGCAUGCAACCACCUCACUGCCUCAUGCCUAUAGCUAUACCUUUGCAGAAACCUUGUGCCAAGUUGUGGAGCUACAAGGAACAGGCCAAUCUGUCCUCUAGAUGUACAAUCAGAAAUGAAGACUUUAGUUACGUUUUGGUAUCAUUACUAUUGAUCAAAUUCAAUUUCUUGUUGUUUUCUUAUCAGAUUGCUGAAGAGGUAGGAUCUCAUUGGCAUCCAAUUGGCAUUUAUAUGGGCUUCAGUGGUGAAACGCUUACACAAUAUGAGAAACAGUUCAACGAGCCAUCUCGUCUUCUCUUUGAGAUUCUUGGCAAAUGGCAGAAACAGAAAGGCGAACAAGCAACAAAGAAUGAACUUUUGGAAGCUUGCAGACAAGCUGGUGUUAGAGGGGCAUGUGAAAGGGUUUUUAAAAAGAUGAGAAGGUGACAUCUCUUUUUACAAUAAUUAUUGUUGUAGCUCUGUUAGCUUAUGGGAGCACAAAGAAUGGGCUGUGACCCUCAUCACAGUUCCUUGUCUCUUAGCUAGCGUUGUUUUGGAAUUUUUGUAAACGACUGUAAAUCAAUCAUUAAGCUGUUGGUAACGCGUACAUAAAACUAAUAGACUUAGUAUGUUUGUAACGUAA
Messenger RNA from Corticium candelabrum, 1449 nucleotides. RefSeq lists its product as uncharacterized. Gene Ontology annotation, biological process: signal transduction; regulation of apoptotic process. The coding region runs from base 239 to 928 and encodes 229 amino acids. Gene Ontology annotation, molecular function: protein binding. The transcript has 4 exons. NCBI's taxonomy places the organism in Eukaryota, Metazoa, Porifera, Homoscleromorpha, Homosclerophorida, Plakinidae. The record is from RefSeq and is a predicted model, not a curated record.